Messenger RNA from Hyaloscypha bicolor E, 2070 nucleotides. RefSeq lists its product as uncharacterized. NCBI's taxonomy places the organism in Eukaryota, Fungi, Ascomycota, Leotiomycetes, Helotiales, Hyaloscyphaceae. Gene Ontology annotation, molecular function: GTPase activity; microtubule binding; GTP binding. The record is from RefSeq and is a predicted model, not a curated record. Gene Ontology annotation, cellular component: membrane; microtubule; cytoplasm. The coding region runs from base 1 to 2070 and encodes 689 amino acids. The transcript has 3 exons.
AUGGAAGACUCGAACGAUCUUGGGCUGCCUUCGUUGCAGAAGCUGCAGUCGACUGAGCAGAUGGAACUCCUGGAUGUCGUCGAUUCUCUUCGUGCUUGCGGUCUGAGCGAGAUCGUAGAUUUACCACAAAUCAUUGUUUGCGGAGACCAGUCCAGUGGCAAAAGCUCGGUGUUGGAGGCGAUCUCAGGAAUUCCUUUUCCAAGGCAAGAAGAUUUAUGCACUCGGUUUGCCACCGAGGUUAUCCUCCGCCGAGCUGCAAAAGACGAAAUCAAAGUUUCUAUCGUGCCAGGAGAAGACAGGGCGCUGAUAGAUCGGGACCGGCUACUGCGAUUUCGCCGCGAAUUGAAGACCAAAGAUGAUUUUGGUGGCCUGUUCAAGAUAGCUGGCGAAGAAAUGGGCCUUUCGUCGAUGGGGAGACCGUUUUCGAAAGAUAUUCUGAGGGUUGAAUUCUGUGGGCCCUCCCAACCUCAACUUACGCUCGUUGAUCUUCCUGGCCUCAUUCAUACAGACCUGAGUGAUACGAUAUCGAAGACUACUGGGAAUGUGGAACUGGUUCAAAACCUCGUCUAUGGUUAUCUGAAGAGCCCUCGAAGCAUCAUAUUGGCAGUGGUGUCCGCGAAGAGCGACAUUAGCAAUCAGAUCAUUAUUCGCAACGCUCGAGAAGUCGAUCCACAAGGUCUACGGACACUUGGAAUCAUCACCAAACCAGAUCUCUUGGUGGAGAAAUCAAAGAUGGAGGAGUCAUUCAUGGCCCUCGCCAGAAAUGAAAGUGUCAAAUUCUCUCUGGGCUGGCAUGUGGUCAGGAAUCUUGAUUCGGCUAGAAACCAGAAUCAGGACGAUAGAGACAGACAGGAAACUCUCUUCUUCCAAGAAAGCAAUUUCAAUCGUCUUCCUGCUCACACAACUGGAAUCACAUUUUUACGGGCUCGCCUGAGCAAAGUCCUCUUCAGUCAGAUACGGAGAGAACUUCCACGCCUUGUUGAAGAUAUUCAGAUCCAGAUCUCAGCGGCAAAGACUGCUCGAGAUAAACUUGGACCAAGUCGAAGUAAGCCUGAGCAGCAGCAGGAGUUUCUCAUGUCGCUCAGCCAGACGUUUCAAAAUGUUUGUCGAGAUGCUGUGAGGGGUGACUAUGAGCACGAAUUUUUCCAGGGUGACGCGAAUCCCGAGAGACGACUUUGUGCGAAUGUGAUGAAUAUGCAUUUCAGCUUUGCAAACAACAUGCGAAAGAAUGGUGCUUCCUGGCUUAUUGAUGAGGAUGUCGAAGGUGACAAGUAUCGAUCACGGGAGCAGGCGAUCAAAGAAGCAUGCAUGCUGCUGAAGAGGAGUCGCGGGAGAGAGUUGCCUGGCCUACCCAAUCCACUCCUCGUCGGUGAACUUUUCCGUCAGUACAGUCGGCCAUGGGGAGACCUUGCUCGACUGCAUAUCAAGAACGUAUGGGACACGACCAACAGGUUCCUCGAGCUUCUCCUUAGACACCUCACCGAUGAAGAUGUCUGUGAGAAUCUUUUCCGAUUCUGGUUGCAUCCCAUCAUGGAGGAGAAGCUGAACUUAGCAUAUUCUAAAUUGGAUGAGCUCCUCGAAGUCCACAAAGAUUAUCCCAUGACGACAAACUACCACUUCAUGAAUACCAGCAAAAUCCCUCGGCAAGAUUCUAGCAAAAGAAAUUUGGAAGCUAUGUUGAAGGACCGUUUAGAGUCGGGGCAAGAUAUGAGUGUUGGAGAGAUUACUCGGAUGAUGUCCACUAUUUCCACAAACCCCGACUUAGAUAUGGACAUGAUGGCCGCCGAAGAAGCGUUUGUUAACAUGAAUGCGUAUUAUGAGGUUGCCAUGAAUCUAUUCACAGAUAAUGUCCCAACUCUUGUUGUACAAGCACCGAUUAUCAGAGAAGUCCCAAAGAUUUUCUGCCCGACCGCAGUAUUCUCGAUGGAUCCAGACGUCAUAAAUCGGAUUGCAGGGGAGACAGAAGAACAGAUCAUGGAAAGAGAUUCCAUCCUCCGCAGAUUGGCAACCUUGGAAAAAGGUGCUCUCAUUUGCAAGCAGUACGCAAAACGCCCACAGCUUGGUGAAUAG